GGCAUUUAGUACUAGUUACUAAAUGUUUUUAUUGCAGGUAUGCUAUCUUAUGUUUACAUUUUGAUUUCGCGCAUCAGUGGAGCUGCACGCGCAGCUCCCUGAAAAUUACGUCACUCAUGCGUAACACCUCGUGCAUUACGUCAUCAAUCUAACAGUAAUUCUUUACGCAUCACUUCGCGUCAGCCGUUCACCGGGCAUACUCGUACCGUUUUCUCUUUCGCUUUCCGUAUCUCCUCCGCUGCAAAUACUUCUAUAAUUUUGUUCAAAUUCAAGUCCUUGAUUCGUACGGCUCUCUUUCUUCCUCGCUAAUAUAUCGAUAAAUCACUGAAGUCCUUGGUUUCAACCGCCGACAAGCAUGCCACCAAAACGCCGUGCAGCCAUGAACCAUCGUUUGGUGAGAGGGUCGAAGCGACCACGGGACACUACUGGAACACCGAGGGAGGUGAAUGGAGUACCAAUCACCAUGGAUGCAGCAGCAGAUGGUGAGUUUCAUUACAUUCCUCGUAAUAAUAAUUUUGUGUCCAUACCGUCAGGCAUUUUGACUUCCACCGUGACCGACUCCAACCAAACGGAUCACGCAUUACCUAACCCACACAAUGUUAAUGAGCCGAUAAGAGAGCAAUUGCAGCAAAUAUGGGCGCUUUUGGGGCAGUCAGGAGCCAAUAAAUCCGGCCAUUCGUCUUCUGUGAGCGCUUCCAAUUUCCCCGCGCAUUCCUUCGCUGAGUGCGAGCGAGGCAGGGUUAACCCGUCUUCUCAGAGCGAGGCUCCUGGUGACGCAUCAACCAAUCAAAUGCUACCUUUGGGGGAAUCCCUUGUCUUCCACGCGGAAGCCAUUGAUGCACACGUCAAACAACAAACAAGGGAAAAAGUAUGGAGAGGUGAGUAUGUCGACCUCGGCACGCUUCUCCCUGUUGACGGGGGCGUCGAAGAGGGCGAAUCACUGACCGUGACGACGGACACAACAGGUAGGGUGAUUUUUAAACCGGUCAAAGCUCCAGCUAAAAAACUAACGCUUGGCAGCUGGACAUCCGCUUUUCAUGUUUACAUGAGCAUAUACCUCGGUAAACAUUUCAGUUUAUCUAUCGUGCAAAGUCUCCUCUCUUACAUGGAGACAAUCCGCUCGGCAGCAUUAAGAUUUGGACAGGAAGCCUGGAUGCUAUAUGACCAGCAAUUUCGACACAGAAUGGCGAGAGACCCUCUCCGACGCUGGGACAGAAUUGACGGUGAGUUAUGGUUAAAAUUCAUGACCCCGCAGUCGGGACGCCAACAGGUAGGUGUUUAUCCCCCGGUCAGCAGUCUGUCCCUAGUGUGUUAG
Haliotis rubra (blacklip abalone) is the source of this 1315-nucleotide messenger RNA. RefSeq lists its product as uncharacterized. The coding region runs from base 356 to 1315 and encodes 319 amino acids. NCBI's taxonomy places the organism in Eukaryota, Metazoa, Mollusca, Gastropoda, Lepetellida, Haliotidae. The transcript has a single exon. The record is from RefSeq and is a predicted model, not a curated record.